AAAAGAAAGGCGGUAAAUAAGAGUUGUUACGUGUCUUUUGCAAAGUUAGUUUUGUGGACCUUAGGUGCUUGCGAAAAGCGCUACUGUUAACUUUCUACUAGAAAACAACCACUGAAGUUUUGCUUAAACGAUAUAUAUGACUCAAAUGGAAGCUUAGGCCUAGAUACUAAUAUCGGAAGACUUGAUCUCGUGGCAGCUAAAUGGCGUCACCUUUACCUCCAGUUGACAUUGAACAACAGAACAUUAUUGAUAAAUUGGCCGAGUUUGUGGCCAGGAAUGGGCCGGAAUUCGAAGCUCUAACAAUCGAAAAACAGAGAGACAACCCGAAGUUUGCAUUUCUCCGAGGUGGCGAGUUUCACGAAUACUAUAUCUUUAGAGUAAACGAAGCUCGUAAAGUUUGGCAGCAGCAAUAUCCAAUGAAAGAUAAAUCUUUUCAGGGUUUUGAUUGCAGGACCAACCGCGUUAAUAUGAAUGAUCAAUGGGAUCAGUAUGCUGGAGGCGCUGAUCACUGGCAGCGUUAUGGGCCAACACCCCAAGGACAUUGUAAUUGGGGUGGUCCAGACCCAUCCUGGUAUACAAAACCACAGUGGCCGUCUUAUCCGCAAGGUGUGCGUAUGCAUGGCGGUCCGCCUGCUUAUCCAUAUCAUCCUCACCCCGACACAGUAGAUUAUCAUCAUGGGAACUAUAAUAAUCAUCCUCAGUAUGGCUACCCUACACAACAAGGAGCAUUUCCACCUCAGCAAUAUCCUUUUGGGCCUGAUUCUUAUCAUGCACCAAGACCUUCAUAUGAGUACCAGGUUUCUAAUAGUUCUGAAUUGGGAGAAGCUGAUAUUGAACAGAGUGAAAAAAAUUUGGCCGCUCAACAUGAAUCAUUACUCACUCGUCAAGAAGCUGAGAUCCAUGAGCUCUUGGACCGUAAAAGAGAGGAGAAUGUUCGGAAAGUGGGGGAAAAAUUAAAUAUGUCUUGGGAGCAGAUGAAUGAGAUGAUUCAACCACUCAUUGAAGCAUGUACAAAAGAAAACAUAUCAAAAGGGAAAUCUUGGAUUGUUGACAAGAUGACAGAAUCACCUGAACUAACCAAGCUAAUGUCUGACUAUCUAAUAACUCGUGCCAGUGCUAUUCAUGUUUCUUUCGAUCUAAGACUUCAUUUAGUUUACCUAUUGAACGAUUUGCUUCAUCACUCUAAACGUCGUGGUGCUCCUGUUCAUUUACAGGAAGCCUUACAAGAAACGGUACCAAUAGUAUUCUGUCUGGCGACUGAGAUUGCCGAUGAUGAACAAAGAGCUAAAAUUAAUCGUGUUUUAAGCUUAUGGGAAACCAACUCGUAUCUUCCAAUCGAGGUGUUGGUGAAAAUGCGACCACCGGAGUCAUCAAAAUUCUUAGCAGAAUGGAAAGAAACUCAAUCAAAGCCGUAUGAAAUUGAAAUAGACAAAAUAAAAGCAGAUAUUAAUAAUCAAUACACUAGUCUUGAACGACAACAUCAAGAGUUUGCAGAUCAUGUUCGUCGUCAGUUAGCGUCAUCACUUUCUGAUAAGUCUGAUGAACCUAGAUCUGAUAAUCAUCAUUCACAGUAUGGAUCAUCUCAUCAUCCUAUACAGAACAUGGAUCCAAACUUCACUUAUUGGGGUCCACCGCCUCGGGCUUCUGGUGCAUAUGAUAUCGGUUCACAAGACAUGAUGGCUGGUUCAGAUAUGCGGGAUAUGCAACAUCGAUUACCUAGUUAUCCAUCUUCCCACAUACCAGGUUAUACAUGCCCUUCUGGUGGCGUUGGUGGACCAGGUUAUCCCCCUCAAAUGGGAUGGUCACCAGGUCAACCUGAUUCCUCUAAAUGGAAUCAGUCUAUGUCAAGUUAUAACUCUCAGUCUGCACACAGAAACCUUGGUGGUCAUGAAUUAAGCAGCAAUGUAUAUAUCGAAGGCGAUGAACCGGAGGACGAACAAUCGCACUAUCCUGCUUCAUCGUAUGAUUGUGCUUCCUAUGGAGGUUAUUAUAAUAAGAAUGAGUAUCGGCAAUAUGAAGAGCCUAUCCGUGGUGGCAGAGAUGGGAGAGACAACCAAAGUAAUCGAGAAGAGAAACCUCGGGCAUUUCGUGGCAAUCGUCCUUCAAGAUUUUCUUCAGCCCCAUCACACUCUGAAACCUGUAAUGAAAAGAAGGCUGAUACUAACGAUAAUGCUAAAAAAGCUGUUGCUACUGAAGAGAAUUUGACACUCAAAACCGAAAUGGAAGCUUUGAAAGAUUUAGAAAAUUCAACUCCACAAGUCACUGACUCUUAUGAUAUCAACCAAAAGUUUCCAGCAUGGCAGUUACCUGCAGGAUUGAUGCAUCCGUUAAUUAAGCUGAAAGACUUUGACUUUACACCUAUCAAUGAAAACAGUCUUCAACUAUUAUCUCCUAGUACACCAUCUGAGCGGUUACUCAUGGCACUUGAAAAUUUCUACAUGCCACCCACACCUGAUAGACCGCGUGACGGUGAAGGAUGGGAACACUUAGGCCUUAGUGAAUUCUGUGCGAAAAAAGAAAAAGCUCGUCCUGUGGAACUGAAAGAAAAGGAAGAGAAAGACAACACUACUGGUAAAGGAAAACCAAAUCGACGUAGACAACAUAGUGGGGUAGUUACGCAAGCAGCCAUUCAGAAUAUGAUUUCGCUAACGAGUUGGCUCCAGAUAUUCAGCAUGAUGGUGUCAUUGAUGUCAAUAGACCGUUUUCUCGGGAUGUCAUGGACACUGAAGUUCCCAUGGGACCGCCACAUCUAGCACAUAUAACAGCGUACCCCAAAGCUGCAGUCGGUCAACCUCUCAGGACUGGUGUUGAAGCACUGACAUUGGCUCCUCCUCCUAUGCAGUGUAUGCAAGGGCAGCUGACACACAAUUACAGCGCCUACAAGACAGCUGGGAUUCAGCCUGGGAUUCCUAUCCCUGUUCCUCCGUUGCCAGGUUUAUUGGGUGCGAUACCACCUGGACCAAGUGGAUUCCCUAAUACAAGUUUCUUACAGUUUCCUCCUCCUGUGAAUCAACCACCUCCGGCACUUCCUUUGCCUCAGGGUCUAAUCCAAAGGCCUCCUCCAGGAUUUUCUGCUGAUCGUUUUGAAUCUCGUAGAUCACGAUCCCGUUCUAGGUACCUUUCAUUAUAUUGUUUCUAAUAUUGAAGUAAAGAAUGUCUUACGUAGAUCAUUUGAACAUUCUUACCCUACGGUUCAAUAUGGGAACUGCUGAUAAUAAGAGUAAUGUCAAUGUGAAUGGUAAACGUACUGUACGGAGAUUUAGCAGACUUUUGAAGGUGUAUUAGGAUGAGAGCGAAAACAGCACAAUAUGUCCAUGGCUAUAUGGUCAAGCAAGCUUGGGGUUUGUAUUCAAAAAGAGCUAGUAGCAAGCAACCUUACUCUUUCUCUGACCUUCCAUUAACUUGACACCAUUCCUUCAUCUUUACAUUCUUCUUCUACUUUUUCUUUCCUUAUUUUCAACAGUUUUAGUCGCAUUGUCCUCCGUUUUCCCCUCUUACCUUUAAAAUCCUACUAAAUUUUAGCACUCGUUUAUGAUUCGUAUUAUUAUUACUUGCAGUACUACCCUAUCUCAACCAUUUCACACGAUGACUAUUUUAUGCUGAAAUAUCCAUUCCAUUUCAAGCCUUCCGGUCUAUUCAUGUCAUUUUCUGUUCUAAUCAGAUACCAAACAUAUCGCAACCUUGAAAAUGAUUAUUAAGUUUCCUUCUCCAUGCUCUAUUCAUUGAGUAUAAUUAGUCAUCAGUCAUUUAAAACUUACAAUUUGAAUGCAACUUAUCACCUCAGUUGGUAUACAUAUAUGGUUAAUGAAGCUUUCUGAGAUGGUCAUAGUUUAGCAGAUCGAAGUUACUGAUUCUCAGAAAUGAUUGAAGGUAAAAUGAAACCCUGGGUCGUUGCGGGAUUCGAACGAGCUAUUUCUUGAUUCAGCUCCACUUGGAUCGACACAAGAAGACCUGGUUGAACAACUAUGAUUACAAUAAACGGACAGUAGCCUACCAUGGGUCCACAAAGUAACUGGAUGAAACAAUUUCAUGGUCCAAGUUCAAACCUACUCAGCAGUUGGGUCCCGUAGCUGAGUCGUUAGAUAGCCCGGCCAGUAACCUGGAGGCCGCUAUUUAUCAUCAUACGGUAUCAGUACGUGCAUAAGUCACUUUAUCAUCUACAAACUUAGAUCUAUCUAAUUUUAAUUUCACAUCGACAUUAAAAUGUAUUUACCGUAAAUUUGGCUGUUGCUGUAUUGAUGUAUUUGCUUUAUAACUGUAGAACUCUAUGAGAAUUAUUCAAAAAGAAUAUUCUGUAUUCAUAUUUGACUUUUAAUGCAUGCGAUAGAAAUCUUAAAGUCAUAAUUUAUAUUCUUAUCUUAAUUUUACCUCUGGAUUUUUCUUUGACAGAUCUGAUUCACGUUCAAAGUCUCACUCACGUUCUGGUGGUUCACGUUCUCGGGAGUUUCGUUCUCGUUCAAGAUCACGAUCUGAGUCUCGUAGUUCUCAAAGUAGAUCGCGAUCACGUUCUGAUUCUCGUGAUUCUCGUUCUAAGUCUCCGUCACCUCGGCAUGACGAUGAAACUAGUAGUAGCCAGUCCCAUGGGUUUUCCAGGAGUCGAAGACGCAACAGAUCACGCUCGCGUAGUUCAGGUUCACCGUUUGCACGAUUUACUUCGGCUCCUGGACCUGGUGGUAUUGGGUCAGGUGGCAGUGGAGGUAGUAGUAGUGGUGGUGGUGGUAAUAUGAAUGCUGCUCGGGCUGCUGCGAUGGCAGCCGCUGUUUCUAUAGCCAACUCAAUCAAUGCGCAGUCCGGAUGGCCUAACAACCACAACAACAGUAACCAUAAUAAUAACGUGGUUAAUAAUGCAUUUAAUAAUCAAGGUUUCGGUGGACCCGCUCUUUUACCCGGAGGUCCAUAUGCAGAUUCUAACAGAAUCACUUACUACGGUGGUGGAUAUCAAUCAAAUCAAGGACAACCAAAUCGUGGUAGUGGAGGCGGUUCACGUGGUGGUUUUAAUUCUGGUAGUAUGCCAGUACGAGGUGGUGGUGGUGGUGGUGGUAUGAGAUACCAUGGAUCAGAUGAUCGCUUCUAUCCGCCUCCACGUGAUCAUCAACGUCGAUAAGAAAUGUGCUGUCAGUUCAUGAAAUACUUUUGAAUAAUUACCAUACCUAAUAACUUCUUUAUUGUUUCUAUUAAUGGUUAUCACUAGUGUAACUGUAAAUUUCAGCACUUCAAAUAAAAUGAUUCACUGUUG
Messenger RNA from Heterobilharzia americana, 5236 nucleotides. NCBI's taxonomy places the organism in Eukaryota, Metazoa, Platyhelminthes, Trematoda, Strigeidida, Schistosomatidae. The record is from the annotation of a GenBank genome assembly.